AUGCAACAAUUAAAAAGAAUGGGCGUUGGAUCAUCAGGUGAAGAAGAUCAAGGACAUUCUGAUAACCUUAAACUCUAUUUUUACGAAGGCGAGGAAGAAAAUCUGUCCUUUAUAGACCUUCAGCACAAUAGUUUGAAGCUUCCAGAAAAGAAGGGAAUUCUGAAAAAGCACGAUUACGGUAUUUUGAUGAUGGGUGAUGGUAAGGAGAAUUGGGUGAGCAGUGGUGCCAACGACGAGAUUAUUAGCCAAGUAGAUAUGUCCCAGUUGGUAAGUGGACCUGGGCCGACGGAAGUGGAGAGGACGUUGAAGACGCUCAACGGGUACCACGAGGAUAUUAUAAAGGCGUUAAGGAACGCUGCUUCCUCUCACAGAGAGGAAGAAAAUCUGUCGUUAAUAGACCUUCAGCACAAUAGUUUGAAGCUUCCAGAGAAGAAAGGAAUUCUGAAAAAGCACGAUUACGGUAUUUUGGUGAUCGGUGAUGGUAAGGAGAAUUGGGUGAGUAGUGGUGCCAACGACGAGAUUAUUAGCCAAGUAGAUAUGUCCCAGUUGGUAAGUGGACCUGGGUCAACGGAGGUGGAGAGGACGUUAAAGACGCUCAACGGGUAUCACGAGGAUAUUAUAAAGGAGUUGAGGAACGCUGCUUCCUCUCACAAGGGGACAUCAACUCCUAGUGGUAGCACAAGUGCAUUAAGUGAAGAAUUACUGAGGAGAAGUUUGGCGCAAUGUGCAGAAAGUUACUCAGAUUAUAAGAGAAGCGGAAGUAAAGAAGACGUUUGUGAGCAGCAGCCAUCGAGUAGGCUACCUUACCCUCACCCCCAUAGUCAUCACCAAGUCGAGGAGGAAAGUAUAUACGAAACUGCAGACCAUGAAAGAGGAGCACCAUGUGGUGACACUCCCGAUAGUGAAAGUGAUGAAUUUAUUCAAGCUCAGCAGCAGCUAGCCCGGUGGGCGAGUGAGGACACGAUGGGGGGUCAGCCAGGCCCCAGCGGCGGUUCCGUAAACGUAGGCAGUGCCGUUCCUCGAGAGUACUACCCUUCGCCGAGCAGUUCGACGAGCGAAGAACCGCCGAGCAUUGCCAGGGCGCCGGCCCCGACACCAGGAAGCCACGUCCCCCACCCCGAUCACGCGACCAUCCACAGGCCGAAGAGAUACCCCGAAUACAAACACUGA
Molecule: messenger RNA, 1170 nt
Organism: Diabrotica balteata
Lineage: Eukaryota; Metazoa; Arthropoda; Insecta; Coleoptera; Chrysomelidae
Source: the annotation of a GenBank genome assembly